Molecule: messenger RNA, 1462 nt
Organism: Cynara cardunculus var. scolymus (artichoke)
Lineage: Eukaryota; Viridiplantae; Streptophyta; Magnoliopsida; Asterales; Asteraceae
Product: pentatricopeptide repeat-containing protein At1g59720, chloroplastic/mitochondrial
Exons: 2
Coding region: 55-1380 (441 amino acids)
Biological process (GO): RNA modification
Molecular function (GO): protein binding; RNA binding
Source: RefSeq, a predicted model, not a curated record
CAAACCACCAACCAUCACCGCCGUCUCCUCCACUUGUUAAACCAAUGCACCUCCAUGUCUCACCUCAAACAAAUCCACGCCCACACACUCCGCACCACCUGCACCACUCAUCCACACACCCUCUUCCUCCACAGUCGAAUCCUCCAUUUUUCAUCUCUCCACGACCUCCACUACGCUUUCCUGUUCUUCCAGACCCAUAUCGACAACGCAAAUUCCUUCGCUUGGAACACCAUCAUCAGAGCUUGUUCUCGUAGCAGCAACAGAAAGCAAGAAGCCAUUUUGCUCUACCUCAAGAUGUUAUCUGAAGGCAACGUAAUCCCCGAUAAGCAUACAUUCCCAUUUGUGCUCAAAGCUUGCGCGUAUUUGUUCGCCAUCUCCGAGGGUAGACAAUUACAUUCCCAUAUUUUCAAACUUGGGUUUGCAUCAGAUGUAUAUAUCAACAACAGUUUGAUCCAUUUUUACGGGUCGUGUGGGCGCUUGGAGGAUGCACGAGAAGUGUUCGACGAAAUGCCUGAAAGAAGUGAACGAUUCGAACCUGAUAAUUUCACAAUUCAAAGCAUCUUACGAGCUUGUGCUAGCUUGGGUGCAUUAUCACUUGGCAUGUGGGCUCAUAAAUAUGUCUUAAGAAGAUGCAGCCCAGAAGUAUCUAAUGAUGUUUUGAUCAAUAAUUGUCUUCUAGAACUCUAUUGCAAAUGUGGGUCUUUAGAAACCGCUAAAUCCGUAUUCGAACGAAUGGUAAAACGGGACGUGACCUCAUGGAACACAAUGAUUCUUGGAUUCGCAAAUAACGGGCAGGUCGAGCCAGCUUUAGAAUAUUUCACAAAAAUGGUCGAUGAAGGAGGAUUAAUACCGAAUUCGAUUACAUUCAGCGGGGUUUUGAGUGCUUGUAGGCACCGUGGCAUGGUUCACGAGGGUCAGAAGUAUUUCACCAUUAUGACAACAAAAUACGGCAUCGAACCAGUUUUGGAGCACUAUGGGUGCCUGGUUGACCUCCUGGCUCGAGCCGGGCUAAUUGCCGAGGCCCUAGAUGUUGUGUCCACGAUGCCGGUUAAACCCGAUGUGGUUAUCUGGAGGAGCAUUCUUGAUGCUUGCUCCAAGAGGAGUGUGGGAAUAGAAGUUAGUGAAGAAAUGGCUAAAAAGAUUAUGGAAUCAAAAGAAGGAAGUGAGUUCAGUGGUGUUUAUAUGCUUUUGUCUAGAGCCUAUGCCGUGGCUCGUAAAUGGGACGAGGUUGGUUCGUUGAGAAGGUUAAUGACUGUUAAGGGCGUAGCCAAGGAGCCGGGGUGCAGCGCGAUCGAAAUCGACGGUGUGGCUCAUGAGUUCUUUGCAGGUGACACUUCUCUUUCUCAAAUUGCUGAUAUAUAUACAACUCUUGAUAGCUAGACUGUACAUGUAUACACAAUUAAAUGGCAUUUUUACAUGUUUUGCAUGGAAAAUUAUAAGCAUAUUCUCUUUAUUGUUACAU